Molecule: messenger RNA, 1085 nt
Organism: Leptopilina heterotoma
Lineage: Eukaryota; Metazoa; Arthropoda; Insecta; Hymenoptera; Figitidae
Exons: 3
Coding region: 97-540 (147 amino acids)
Source: RefSeq, a predicted model, not a curated record
GAAAAAUAAAAGUCAAAUUUUCAAGUAAAAAAUUAACUAAAAUUAUAAAAUUAUAUAAAAUAUAAAAAUAUAAAAUAAAAAUUCUAGUAAAAAAAAAUGGAUAACUACAGCAAUGAAGAAUUCUAUCCUGAUAAUUCAUACAACGAGGAUGCCAAUUUUAGAAAUGGUUCAAUGAUGGAAGUAACCGACGGUCUCUUUUCAAGAUGCGAGAAAAAAAAUGAAAAACGCGAGGACUCGACUAAAAAGGAAGUGACAAAAAAAUCAUCACGCGUCAGUUCACAUGCAUGUGAACAAAAGCCAAAAAGAAAAGUGAAUCCCUAUAUUUAUUUUUACAUGGAAUUAUAUAAGAAAAAUGCUGGAAAGCAUGUCACUUGUGUUGCAAAAGAAGCGGGAAAAAGAUGGAAUUGCAUGUCGGAGAAAGAAAAACAAAGAUAUCGAGAUCUGGCAAAUGCACAUAAUGAUGCCAACAGCAAUGCUGCGGCAAAUGCGGCAGCAAGUAGAUAUCCAAAAUUGAAUAUAGAUGUCAAACGAAAGAAGUGACACUUUCUUUGAGAGAGAAAAAAAAUUUCCGCCUUUAGUUGCCAUGAAGGAAAAUAAUAUUAUCCAAUGAAGCUCAUUGUUUAAUCUACCUACGAAGCGAGGAUCAAUAAGGUACGCUCCAUCGACUCCAAAAGCAAAUCAGGUGGCAUUUUCUCGCAAGAUUGAUUCAGUUAACAAAUAAAAUCAAAUUCUAGAAUGGCAAACUCGAAUACACCUCUUCCCCCCUGUCUCUUCUUCAAGUCUUCAAGGUCAACAAUGGAGAAAUUAACUUUUUAAUUCAACUCUCUCUCUCUCUCUCACACGAUAACAACUUUUUCUCAAAAAUAAAGUUCAAUUCCAAGAAAAAAGAGAAAAAAAAGAGAAAUGAAAAAGCCAGGGCAGGUUUACUAUCGUUCCAAUCUAUCAAAACUUAUUCUUGGCCUCGUGAAAGACUCCAUUUGGUAAAAAUAGACAAAUUUUAUAUAUAACUACCUACGGAAACUCUAUACGGAAAGAAAAAAAUUUCAGAAUAAAAUUCUUCAUUCGAAAAAUUAUAAUUUUGUAAA